ACCUUUUUCACUUUCACUUUUUUUUUUAUUCAUACCUCGUUCGUUUUACCUUCCUUUAAACGAUAACCCCUCCUUUCAUUAAAUCAACCUAAUAAUGCGUUCUUCAAUUGCUGUUGCUGUCGCAUGCAUUGCUUUUGCUAUGUCUGCCGACGCAGCUCCCGCCACAUGUGUUAAAUCUUACAAGGUCGUAUCUGGUGACACUUGUUCUACCAUUGCCAAAAAAGCAUCCAUCACUUCUUCAAAGUUAAUUUCUUUAAACUCUGCAGUCAAUUCCAAAUGUAGUAAUUUGAAGAUCGGCCAAGUCCUUUGUCUUAGCACAUCUGGCACUGUCAAGACUACGACCAAGAAGGCUUCUACCAAAAAGACCACCAAGAAGACAACUACCAAGAAGACAACCAAGAAGACAACCAAGAAGACAACGACUAAAAAGACAACCAAAAAGGCUACUACCGUUAGCCCUGUUGCCAAACCCAUUCUCACUGCCACCGCCACUACUACCACCACCACCACCGCUGCCACUACUACUACUAAGGCAACCACUACCAAGCCUACCACUACCACUAAGGCUACUACCACUACCAAGCCUACCACUACC
Mucor mucedo is the source of this 595-nucleotide messenger RNA. RefSeq lists its product as uncharacterized. The annotation marks the transcript as partial. NCBI's taxonomy places the organism in Eukaryota, Fungi, Mucoromycota, Mucoromycetes, Mucorales, Mucoraceae. The transcript has 3 exons. The record is from RefSeq and is a predicted model, not a curated record.